Molecule: messenger RNA, 2022 nt
Organism: Pan troglodytes (chimpanzee)
Lineage: Eukaryota; Metazoa; Chordata; Mammalia; Primates; Hominidae
Gene: AGPAT4
Product: 1-acylglycerol-3-phosphate O-acyltransferase 4
Exons: 10
Coding region: 418-1554 (378 amino acids)
Cellular component (GO): endomembrane system; mitochondrial outer membrane
Molecular function (GO): 1-acylglycerol-3-phosphate O-acyltransferase activity
Source: RefSeq, a predicted model, not a curated record
UUCCUGAAGGGUCCACCCCAUGGGUGGAGUCUCGCUUUUUCUUUCCAGUGUUGGCUGACUUACAGCUCUUAUAAACUAGUGGCAAUUUCUGAACCCAGCCGGCUCCAUCUCAGCUUCUGGUUUCUAAGUCCAUGUGCCAAAGGCUGCCAGGAAGGAGGUCUGUGCUGGGAACUGUGGAUAUGAUGGUGAAAGACACUCAGCUCCUGAGGAAGCCUGCUUCGUGGGAUGGCAGAUAUACACACGAAGGGAAAUAGCACUUGUCAACGUCAUGUGGCCCAGGACUGUGCCGGGUCUUUUCUGUUGUUUGUCUCAUGGACUCGUGCAGUGAACGCCUUCCUGAGUCCUGGAUCUUUCUUCCUUCUGGAAAUCUUUGACUGUGGGUAUUUAUUUAUUUCUGAGUAAGAGCGUCCACGCAUCAUGGACCUCGCGGGACUGCUGAAGUCUCAGUUCCUGUGCCACCUGGUCUUCUGCUACGUCUUUAUUGCCUCGGGGCUAAUCAUCAACACCAUUCAGCUCUUCACUCUCCUCCUCUGGCCCAUUAACAAGCAGCUCUUCCGGAAGAUCAACUGCAGACUGUCCUAUUGCAUCUCAAGCCAGCUGGUGAUGCUGCUGGAGUGGUGGUCGGGCACGGAAUGCACCAUCUUCACGGACCCGCGCGCCUACCUCAAGUAUGGGAAGGAAAAUGCCAUCGUGGUUCUCAACCACAAGUUUGAAAUUGACUUUCUGUGUGGCUGGAGCCUGUCCGAACGCUUUGGGCUGUUGGGGGGCUCCAAGGUCCUGGCCAAGAAAGAGCUGGCCUAUGUCCCGAUCAUCGGCUGGAUGUGGUACUUCACCGAGAUGGUGUUCUGUUCGCGCAAGUGGGAGCAGGACCGCAAGACGGUCGCCGCCAGUUUGCAGCACCUCCGGGACUACCCCGAGAAGUAUUUUUUCCUGAUUCACUGUGAGGGCACGCGGUUCACGGAGAAGAAGCAUGAGAUCAGCAUGCAGGUGGCCCGGGCCAAGGGGCUGCCUCGCCUCAAGCAUCACCUGUUGCCACGAACCAAGGGCUUCGCCAUCACCGUGAGGAGCUUGAGAAAUGUAGUUUCAGCUGUAUAUGACUGUACACUCAAUUUCAGAAAUAAUGAAAAUCCAACACUGCUGGGAGUCCUAAAUGGAAAGAAAUACCAUGCAGAUUUGUAUGUUAGGAGGAUCCCACUGGAAGACAUCCCUGAAGACGAUGACGAGUGCUCGGCCUGGCUGCACAAGCUCUACCAGGAGAAGGAUGCCUUUCAGGAGGAGUACUACAGGACGGGCACCUUCCCAGAGACGCCCAUGGUGCCCCCCCGGCGGCCCUGGACCCUCGUGAACUGGCUGUUUUGGGCCUCGCUGGUGCUCUACCCUUUCUUCCAGUUCCUGGUCAGCAUGAUCAGGAGCGGGUCUUCCCUGACGCUGGCCAGCUUCAUCCUCGUCUUCUUCGUGGCCUCCGUGGGAGUUCGAUGGAUGAUUGGUGUGACGGAAAUUGACAAGGGCUCUGCCUACGGCAACUCUGACAGCAAGCAGAAACUGAAUGACUGACUCAGGGAGGUGUCACCAUCCGAAGGGAACCUUGGGGAACUGGUGGCCUCUGCAUAUCCUCCUUAGUGGGACACGGUGACAAAGGCUGGGUGAGCCCCUGCUGGGCACGGCGGAAGUCACGACCUCUCCAGCCAGGGAGUCUGGGCUCAAGGCCGGAUGGGGAGGAAGAUGUUUUGUAAUCUUUUUUUCCCCAUGUGCUUUAGUGGGCUUUGGUUUUCUUUUUGUGUGAGUGUGUGUGAGAAUGGCUGUGUGGUGAGUGUGAACUUUGUUCUGUGAUCAUGGAAAGGGUAUUUUAGGCUGCAGGGGAGGGCAGGGCUGGGGACCGAAGGGGACAAGUUCCCCUUUCAUCCUUUGGUGCUGAGUUUUCUGUAACCCUUGGUUGCCAGAGAUAAAGUGAAAAGUGCUUUAGGUGAGAUGACUAAAUUAUGCCUCCAAGAAAAAAAAAAAUUAAAGUGCUUUUCUGGGUCA